AUGGCUUACCCAUACCCUUUUGCAUUCCCUGAUGCUAGACAAAUUUCCCAAGUGUCAUCUUACUCCACACUCUCCGGUGCACUUGAACCUGCACCGACUCAGUCAACGUAUUACCCUGUUCGGCCGAAUGCCAGUACCUCCGGUAAUUCUGCUCGCUCUUGUUACCCGUACCCUGAGAGGAAUGUUUUGCACCCUGCCAAAUACAUGGCCAAUAUGCCACCCGCUGUGCCCAAAAAGAUGUACAAGACCAUCGCUCCUUCAGGAUUCCAUCGGCUCCCGCAGCCCGUUGUCACUGACACAUCUGCAUCCCCGAAAUCGUGGUGUAGGAUUGGAUCCCAGCACGCUGCCAUCAAAUUUAACAGGAAGGGUGGAGGGAUGGCCUUCCGUGUCAACGAGCUGGUCGAGCUCGAAGAUAAGCCAGAGGUGGAAGGAGGCCAUGAUCAGGUGUUUAGUGGCAUAGGAGAUAGGUUUAUCAAGGUUUUCAUCACGUGGCCUGGGUACAGUCAAUUAAUUGUAGAAAGGCGUAUCUGCACCGAUAAUGGAACUCUCAAAAGAGAGAAGUUGCUCAAGUUGUUGGCGAAGUACGUCGAAGACCUCGUGCAGAAUAUCCACCGCAAAUCGAUACAUGUAGAAAAAGGAUACGAGAAAUACAAGGUUGAGUGGAGGCCACGUGGGGUGCCCAGUAUUUGGAGAGACUGUUUGAUCACUAGUCUUGUCCAUGAAUCGGGAUCCAACUGGCAGGUGGAACUUCAUGUGAAGGCUUGA
Suillus plorans is the source of this 765-nucleotide messenger RNA. RefSeq lists its product as uncharacterized. The coding region runs from base 1 to 765 and encodes 254 amino acids. The record is from RefSeq and is a predicted model, not a curated record. NCBI's taxonomy places the organism in Eukaryota, Fungi, Basidiomycota, Agaricomycetes, Boletales, Suillaceae. The transcript is spliced from 4 exons.